Molecule: messenger RNA, 4622 nt
Organism: Lepisosteus oculatus (spotted gar)
Lineage: Eukaryota; Metazoa; Chordata; Actinopteri; Semionotiformes; Lepisosteidae
Source: RefSeq, a predicted model, not a curated record
UUUCUGAGCCGAUUUAUUGGUGAUUGGGUAUCUUGUCACAUUACACACGUGAAGGUUAAACUGCCGCUCCGUCUCGAUAUAAACCCCGCCCUUCGCCAGCCCCGAUUGGUCGAAAAGCAAAGACUAAACCAGGAAACAAAGGCUCUUGCUCAAAUUUUACUGGUUGCUCAGGAUGUCAAUCUUAGCCUGUAAAGGUUACAUUUCCUAGGUCAAUUCGUCUCUUAAAGGCACCAACGGUUAAUUCCUGCAUCUUUCAUUUUCCCACAAACAGUUUCUUCGUUUCUUAUGGCUUUUGUCCUGUGAAAAUCUUUCUUUUUAUUCUCAUGGUUUUGGUUCUCUUUUGUCCAAUAAAAACUGUAUGGAUAUAGAUAGCUCUGUGUUACCUGUGUAGGUGUCUUUGCUUCGUUUUGAAUUAUGCUUUUUUUUCUCAGUAAAGUACUACAUUAGAUUAACAGCAGACUACGGUCCAAUCCCUCCUUUAUCUCUAUUUCGGUCCCACUCCCCCGUACAACUCGCCUUUUUUAUUCUCUUCCAUAAAACGCGACGGCUAUAGCAAGCGUCAGACCGCUGAGUUGCCGUGGCAACAACUUCCCACCUCCGUUCAGCCUGCGUGGGCACGUCACGUAUCAGCGCGUCAACGUGCUGUCGUAAGCGGAAGCGAAUGUGUGCUCCGUUGCCGCUGUGCCGCAGCCUGGAGAGAGAUUUGUGCACGACACCGGGUGCGACGGGGAGGAGGAGGGGGGGGUCGAGAUCGGGACUAGAGAGAGACUGUGUGAAAAGAAGGUAAAAACCCCGUAGAGACAUGGCCGCGGACGGAGCCGGGCAGCUGGGGAAGCCGGUCGGUGCCUCGGACAACGAUGUUGGCGCGACUACAGCAGGCGUUGCGGGGGCUGGAGGGGUGCCUGAGCCAGCGGACGAGCUGGUCCGCUCCGUGUCCCUCUACCGCCGACGGCCUCGGUUCCUGCACGGCACGGUGCUGCCGUUCUUCGGGCUGCUGUACCCGGCGUGGCUUUACCUGUGGCUCGCCGUGUACGGCGCCGCCGACUACCCGGAGGCCGGCCUCAUCGCGCUCGCCGCCAUCGGGAUUGCGCACGUCCUCACCGUGCUGUCAGGGCACUGGUCCGUGCACGCGCACUGCUGGCUCACCUGCGCCACGGAGCCAGACCCAACCAAGGCCACCCUAGCGAAGGUUGUCCCCAUGCCCAACAAUGGCUCACCGGAGCUGGUGCCCCUGCAGAGAGACGCGGACGAGGACGGCCGGGAGGUGAUCUCGUUCGAGUUCCAGAAGAUCCGCUACGUGUUCGCGGGCGGGGAGAAGAAGCGCUUCGCGCCCGUGGCGUUCCCCACCAGCCAGCCGCUGGGUUUCUUCCAGAACUGGAAGGGCUACCAGGAGGAGACCGAGCUGCGCGCCGCCGAGAAGAGAUUCGGCUCCAACAGGGCAGAGAUGGUGGUGCCAGAAUUCCUGGAGCUCUUCAAGGAGAGGGCCACUGCACCCUUCUUCGUCUUCCAGGUGUUCUGCGUGGGGCUGUGGUGUCUGGAUGAAUAUUGGUAUUACAGCGUCUUCACGUUGUUCAUGCUGGUGGCUUUCGAGGCCUCUCUGGUUCAGCAGCAGAUGAGGAACAUGUCUGAGAUCCGCAGGAUGGGGAACAAGCCAUACAUGAUCCAGGUGUACAGGAACAGGAAAUGGAGGCCGGUGUCCAGCGAUGAACUUGUACCUGGGGACGUUGUCUCCAUAGGCCGCUCUCCCCAGGAGAACCUGGUCCCCUGCGACGUGCUUCUCCUCAGAGGGCGCUGUAUAGUGGACGAGGCCAUGCUGACCGGGGAGUCUGUACCUCAGAUGAAGGAACCAGUUGAGGACCUGGACCCAUCCCGAGUCCUGGACCUGCAGACUGACUCCCGACUCCACGUCAUUUCGGGCGGAACCAAGGUGGUUCAGCACAGCCCACCCCACCGGGCCUCGGCCGGGCUCAAACCUGUGGACAAUGGCUGUGUGGCGUACGUGCUGAGGACCGGCUUCUACACCUCUCAGGGGAAGUUGCUGCGGACGAUCCUGUUUGGGGUGAAGAGAGUGACAGCCAAUAACCUGGAGACCUUCAUCUUCAUCUUGUUCCUGCUCAUCUUCGCCAUCGCUGCCGCCUCUUAUGUCUGGGUGGAAGGUACGAAGGACACCAGCAGGAACAGGUACAAGUUGUUUCUGGAGUGCACACUGAUCCUCACCUCCGUGGUGCCGCCCGAACUGCCCAUCGAGCUGUCGCUGGCUGUCAACACCUCCCUCAUCGCCCUGGCCAAGCUCUGUGAGUCCGGGUCUCCUGUCUGCCUCUGGCUGUGUCUCACUGUCUCUUUCAUUUGCCAGUAUGUGCCUUUCUGUUGCUCAGUGGCAGCUCCCUGCCUCGGCCCCUCUGAACCUGCGGUCUCUGAGUCUCUGCGAUCUGUCUGUGUGUGAGACAGGGAGGGGAAGGAGCUGACGCCCGUGUCGGAGAUCCCCGUGGAAACGCAUCGUGUCGUGGCGACCUGCCACUCCCUGGUCACCAUGGAUGACGGGCAGCUGGUUGGAGACCCUCUGGAAAAGGCCAUGCUGACCGCAGCUGACUGGAGCCUGACCAAAGGUACUGCUCUGAAGAGGAUGUCUGUUUUGGCCUCGUAUGAGCGACAGGGCUCCAGUGAACUCUGCUACGUCUCCACUGUGAAAGGGGCACCAGAGACACUGCGCAGCAUGUUCUCUCAGUGCCCAGACAGCUAUGACGAGGUCCACAGGGAAAUGUCGAGGGAGGGGGCACGUGUUCUGGCACUGGGCUACAAGGAGAUGGGGCACCUCACCCACCAACAGGUGCGUGAGGUGAUGCGGGAGACCUUGGAGUGCUCCCUGCAGUUCGUGGGCUUCAUGGUCGUUUCCUGCCCCCUGAAGAGCGAUUCCAAGGCUGUGAUCCGAGAGAUUCAGAACGCCUCUCAUCACGUGGUGAUGAUCACAGGUGAUAACCCCCUGACAGCGUGCCAUGUGGCGAGAGAGCUGCACUUCAUCCAGAGGGAGCACACCCUUAUCCUGCAGCAGACGCGGUGCUCCGGUGCGCAGUGGCAGUGGGUGUCCAUAGAUGGCAGUGUGUCCCUGCAACUCUACCCAACCUCCAUGCACACCCUGGUCACUCAGUACGACCUCUGUGUGACGGGGGAGGGGCUGUCCAGGCUGACCCUCGAACCCCAGCUGCUGAACAUCCUGCUGCCCCACAUCCGUGUCUUUGCCAGAGUCAGCCCCAAACAGAAGGAGUGCGUGAUCACCAGUCUGAAGGGGCUGGGCUUCAUCACGCUCAUGUGUGGCGAUGGGACCAAUGACGUGGGAGCGCUGAAACACGCCCACAUCGGUGUGGCUCUCCUGGCGAACGCUCCGGAGAGGAUGCCGGAGCGCCGGAAGAGAGGCCGGGAGGACAGGGAGCCCCGCCCCAGCGGCGAGCUGCGCGCCCCCCCCCUCUCGGGCAGCGGGGGGGCCAAGCUGAGCUCGCGGGGGGCGCGGCAGAGGGUGCUGGCGCAGAGGGAGGAGCAGCUGGCCGCACAGAAGGAGCGGAUCAGCCAGGUGCUCAGGGAGCUGGAGGAGGACCAGGUCCAGGUGGUCAAACUGGGAGACGCCUCUAUUGCUGCCCCUUUCACCUCCAAACUGUCCUCCAUACAGUGCAUCUGCCAUGUGAUCAAGCAGGGGCGCUGCACGCUGGUCACCACUCUGCAGAUGUUCAAGAUCCUGGCCCUGAAUGCGCUGGUGCUGGCCUACAGCCAGAGCGUGCUGUACCUGGAGGGAGUCAAGUUCAGCGACUUCCAGGCCACCCUUCAGGGCCUGUUGCUGGCCGGCUGCUUCCUCUUCAUCUCUCGCUCCAAGCCACUGAAGAGCCUGUCGAAAGAGCGCCCCCUGCCCAACAUCUUCAACCUGUACACUGUGCUGACAGUGCUGCUGCAGUUCCUGGUGCACUUCUGCAGCCUGGUGUACCUGUACAGAGGAGCGCAGGUCCGCAGCCCUCCCAGGCAGGAGCAGUUUGUGGAUCUGUACAAGGAGUUCGAGCCCAGCCUGGUCAACAGCACGGUCUACAUCAUGUCCAUGGCCAUGCAGAUGGCCACCUUCGCCAUUAAUUACAAGGGUCAUCCCUUCAUGGAGUCUCUGUCAGAGAACAGGCCGCUACUGUGGAGUCUGGUACUGUCUGGCCUGGCUAUCGCAGGGCUGCUGUCCGGCUCCUCUCCCGAGUUCAAUGAGCAGUUUGCGCUGGUGGACAUUCCAACUGAGUUCAAGCUGGUGAUAGCCCAGGUCCUAGUACUGGAUUUUGUCGCCGCCCUGCUGGUGGACAGAAUACUGCAGUUCCUGCUGGGCAAGGGGGCAUUGAGGAUGCCUUGCUGAGCAAUGCCUGGCAGCCAUGCAGCGGGGCCUGCAGGGACCUGGCCCGGAGCAGAGGGGGGCAGCAUGAGGAGGUGGUGGCGUCCAACUUCAAGCAGCAGUCUUGAGACGGACCUGUUAACUGACUGCCUGCCCUCUGCCGCGCCUGUCCCCGUGUCCCUUCUGUGACACAAACCCUCUCCCAUCCCUUCUUCUUCCUCAGUCUCCGCCAUCUCUCCCUCUCCCGUCUCCUCUCCCAUCUCUCCCUCUCCCG